Molecule: messenger RNA, 886 nt
Organism: Manis pentadactyla (Chinese pangolin)
Lineage: Eukaryota; Metazoa; Chordata; Mammalia; Pholidota; Manidae
Gene: NPPA
Product: natriuretic peptide A
Exons: 3
Coding region: 128-589 (153 amino acids)
Biological process (GO): cGMP biosynthetic process; receptor guanylyl cyclase signaling pathway; negative regulation of systemic arterial blood pressure
Cellular component (GO): nucleus; cytoplasm; extracellular region
Molecular function (GO): hormone activity; hormone receptor binding
Source: RefSeq, a predicted model, not a curated record
GGGUUAUAAAAAGAGGAGGCGCAGGGCAGCUGGGAGACAGAGGCGGACAAAGGCCAAGAGGAGGAAACCAGAGAGGAGUGAAAAAAGGCAAAAAGCGCCAGAUUGCUCCUCCUCGACUGACGCCAGCAUGGGCUCCUUCUCCGCCGCCACGAUGGGCUUGCUCCUCUUUCUGGCCUGUCAGCUCCCAGGGCAAACUGGAGCUAAUCCUGUGUACAGCUCGGUGUCCAACGCAGACCUGAUGGAUUUCAAGAAUUUGCUGGACCACUUGGAGGACAAGAUGCCUUUAGAAGAUGAGGUUGUUCCCCAACAAGUACUGAGUGAGCAGAAUGAGGAGGCUGGGCCAGCUCUCAGCCCCCUCCCUGAGGUGCCUCCCUGGACUGGGGAGGUCAACCCAGCACAGAGAGAUGGGGGUGCCCUCGGCCGGGGCCCCUGGGACUCCUCUGAUAGGUCGGCCCUCCUGAAAAACAAGCUGAGGGCACUGCUCGCUGCCCCUCGGAGCCUGCGGAGGUCCAGCUGCUUCGGGGGCAGGAUGGACAGGAUUGGAGCCCAGAGCGGACUGGGUUGCAACAGCUUCCGGUACCGAAGAUAAUGGCGAGGGAGGAAAAGUCAGGGCAGGUCCUGGGCAAACUUCAAGAGACCCUCAUGCCCUGGAGUUUCUCACUCAACUUUGUGCCAUCUCAUUGCCGUCAAACCGAACUGGGACGAGCACCCUAUUCAAGCUGCUGCAGCCUCCUGUCAACAUUUCUCACAUUUUUUGCUACAUGUAGAUAAAGUGGUUUAAUUGUGGCUUCCCCACCUCUCCCAUCCCAUGUAUUACAUUUUAGGUAGACCCUCACCUGUUAUUGAAGUGGUUUGAAAGUGAAUAAAGGUCAGCACCAUGGACAGA